Molecule: messenger RNA, 4347 nt
Organism: Xiphophorus maculatus (southern platyfish)
Lineage: Eukaryota; Metazoa; Chordata; Actinopteri; Cyprinodontiformes; Poeciliidae
Gene: tacc1
Product: transforming acidic coiled-coil-containing protein 1-like
Exons: 14
Coding region: 310-3087 (925 amino acids)
Biological process (GO): cell population proliferation; cerebral cortex development; mitotic spindle organization
Cellular component (GO): cytoplasm
Source: RefSeq, a predicted model, not a curated record
GAGAAGAGAGAGAGAGUCAGCAAAGCAUUUGAGAAACCAGCUGAUCAGAGCUGAGGUAUUCUGCCACGGAGGGACUUGUCAGCGUGACUGGAAAUUACUAAAAGGCGAAGACGGAGAAGCAGGGUUAAAAAAAAAAGAGAGAUGAGAUGAAAGAGAGAUGUCCUCUUCUCUUCAUGUGAAUCUGGGAACUCAUGAAGAGAUGUGAGAGGGGCGGAAAUCUGAAGAAGAGAGUGAGAGGUGUACUGGAAGCCAAGCCCUGGUUACUGGUGAGUCAGCUGGAGGCUGGGGAACUUCGUCGAAUAAGGAGCGAUGUCUUGGCUGUCUCCGGUGUCGUGGGCCAAAUGGACGUGGACGGCGGUGCGAGGGGGAGAAGAGGAUGGAGAAGGGCAGGAGGCCAACGAGGAAAGGGAGCAGUGGGGAAGGAGAGAAGAGGAAGAGGAGGAGGAGAGAUCUCAAGGCAGCAGCUCGGACUCUGAGGGUCAUUUUGACACCCCUGAAGCAGCGACUCCCGUCCGCGCCCCUCAGCCCGUCCCGGGAGAGCUGGAGAACAACACCACCAAUGCAGGCAAAGCAGAUUUGGAGCAGGAGGAGAACCUGAUAGUGUCUGUUCCUGUCAGGGAUCCAGAAACUGCACUGGGCCACAACAUGGGUCAGGAUGAGCCUGUAGUCCCUGUGGGAGAUCAGCUCGAAAUAAAUGUGCAAAAUCAAGACCAAGAUCAAGCAGAGCAGCCCUCAGAAAACUUGGAUUCUUUUCCCGGUCCUGAUUCAGCCUCACUGAAGGAAGAAACUCAAAGCACAGCUCUCCUUUCUGAGCCAUUUGAAGAGACAAACUUCCUCCAUGAAGCAGACCCAGUCGCAGUUCCAGAUACUACUUUGGUGCCAGAAUUAGACUCUGUUCCAGUUAGGGAACCUUCAGUCCCAGAUCCUACUUUUAUUCAAGAACCAGACUUUGUUCCAAGCAAUGAACCUUCAGUUCAAAGUCAUACUUUUGUCCCUGAACUCGACUCAGUACCAAGCAGUGAACCUGCAGCAUCAAGUGCUUCACAGCCUCCCGAGGAGAAACCUGUUGCUGAUCUAGAGGAACAUCACAGCGAUCUCCCCAGCCUUGCAGAACCUACUCAAAAGACAAAAACCAGCAAGUCCAAGCCUCCAUCCUUCAAAAUAAAGGCUCCAGUAAGUCCUCCUCCUCAUACAGAUGAGGAACAAGAACUCCCUGUUCGCAAGGCUACGUACAACUUUGACCUCGACCAACUGGACGACAGCUUCAACCCUUUCACCAGUGGUGGAUCCAAAAUCCAGAACUCUCCUCCACCAUGUGGUUCAAGCUCUCCCCCCAGGCUAGAACCACUUGGGAGCUCAUCAUCUGCUUGUGAGUCCACCAAAAAAGCUCAAGGAGACUCAGAAAUUAUAGAUCAGUCUUUAAAGGAAAAGCCUGUGGUGCUGGAGUUUGGUCUGGGUGAAGGAAUUGUUAGAAAGCCCCCUAAAAAGAAAUUAGGAGGGAAAAGGACAACCAGCAAGACUGCUGCAAAGGAGCAGAAACCAAAAGACUCUGAGACUUUUUGCGAACCAGCACCAGAAGCGACGCAACCUGAACCGGUGUUAGAAACGGCACCAGAACCGCUUCCCCAAUCUGUUUCCGAGCCUGUUUCAGAACCACUUUCAGAACCUGUAACAACAGACUCCUCUGCACCUCUGAAUCUGGACGAUGUUCCUAUUCCCAAAACCGGAACUUAUAACUUUGACCCCAGUCAAUGGGACGACCCAAACUUCAAUCCAUUUGGUAGCAACAGCAAAGUGAGCAGCUCUCCUGUGCUCUCAAAGGGCUCAUACAGCUUCGACCCAGACAACCUCGAUGACUCCAUAGACCCUUUUAAAGCAUCAAAAUCCCUGAACAACGAGGAUUUGUCCAGCAGCACCGCCCAACCUGAGACAAAGGUAAAAGAUCAUGGCAAACAGAAGGCAAGACAGACCCCCGGGGAGAAGAAAGCGAAGCAGAUUCCAAAGAAAAACAAAGAGAGAGCAUCCACGACAUCUGAGCAAGUCAAGUUUCUCUGUUUUCUGUUGAAUUCCUGUAAAGUCCAGAAAUAUGAUGAAAGCGAGUCGCUAGUCCUCGAUGUUUGUAGUCAGGGGGAAGACGAAGUGCUGGUUCAGACUCCGGAGAUCACUCAGCGGGUCCAUCACGCCACAGACGAGGAGAAACUGGCCUCCACAGGCCUGAUUGGCCAGACGGCCGACAGUCAGGAAGAGAGAGAGGAGCAGGAAUGCAAUAAAGCAGCUGUGAAGAAACAGCCGUCCAGCGAUUUACCUGCUGUAGAUCAUAUCAAGAUUACAGAUCAUCUGCCAGAGAAGGACACCUUCAGCGUGAAAGAUGAUAUGACUGAUUUAUCAAUGCACCAGACUGCAAAACUGAGCAGCCGUGACGACCCUGACCCGGCAGCCCUAUCACAGGACGGCGUCCCUCUGACCGAGAUGGACAAAGCUGCGGUGCUGACCCUGAUCAGAGAGGAGAUUAUCACUAAAGAGAUUGAGGUCAACGAGUGGAAACAAAAAUAUGAGGAGAGCAGAGCGGAGGUUAUGGAAAUGAGGAAAAUAGUUGCAGAAUAUGAAAAAACAGUUGCCCAGAUGAUUGAGGAUCAGCAGCAGAACAAGAGCCUCUCCUCCAGUAAGUCAGUCAGGCAGCUGACGUUGGAGCGCGAUCAGGCCGUGGCCGACCUGAACUCUGUGGAGAGAUCCUUCGCAGAUCUCUUCAGGAGGUAUGAGAACAUGAAGGGAGUCCUGGAGGGCUUCAAGAAGAAUGAGGAGGUGUUGAAGAAGUGUGCGCAAGAUUACCUACUUCGUAUCAAGCAGGAGGAGCAGAGAUAUCAAACCUUAAAACUCCAUGCUGAGGAGAAACUGGACAAGGCCAAUGAGGAGAUAGCCCAGGUACGCGCAAAGGCUGAUACCGAGAGCGUGGCGCUGAAUGCGAGCCUGAGGAAGGAGCAAAUGAGGGUGGAGUCCCUUGAAAGAGCUGUCCUUCAAAAGAAUCAAGAAAUUGAGGAACUGACCAAGAUCUGCGAUGAGCUGAUCGCCAAGCUGGGAACAGAAUGAAAGACGUUCGGUGAUACUCACUUCAUCAGCUCCCAUCUGCUCAAAUUCAAGAUUUUUCUUACAGCAGCAUGUGAUAUAAAUCCUCCACAUCAGCACAAUUUAGCACAUGUUAAGUGAACCAACAGGUUUGUUGCAAAAGCUACAAGAUAUCAUCAGGUGUCUAUCAUUUUCACCAUUAUAAUUACCAAAUGUUUAAAGAAUAAGUAUCAUCCUAAGAUGUAAAGAUUUGUUGUUGAUUGUUUGUGCAUUGCUGUUUUUUAUUUUAUCUAAGAAUUUCCAUAAUUUUUUUACUGCAUGUGUUCAGGAACUGAGGGAGAGGAUGACACAGUUCCUUCUUCGUCCCAGCACACUUUCAUUUGAAUGACUUCUGUUUGAAGGCUGCAGAAAACAUAUUUAUACUGAGUGCCUGAACUGAUUGAAUUUUCUUAUUUUCUCUGUAGAGUUCAUAUUGCCUUUUCUUUUGAUGUUGUUUAUAAAUAUAUAUAUAUUCGGACUUUGCUACAUCACCCAAAAUGUACAUUGUUUUCUCUGAUUUCUGAGUAUGGAGCAUUUCUUUGAUUUGACCAUAUUCUUAUUAUGCAGUAAUUUUACCCAUGUGCCAUAUUGCUUUUUCAUUACUAAACUUUCCUGCGUGAGAAAAAUCUCCCAUUUUUUCUGGUUUUCUGUGAGUCAAGAUGUUGCUGAUGUGACUCCUUUUUUUCUGCUUAGUUCAUGGAUAAACCUUAAUUUUCUCGUUUCAAGCUGUUGCCAACUUGUACUGUAUGCAGUAUAAUUCCUGUCUGAUCAAUAUACUUUGAACUUGAAUGCGUUUGCAGUGGUAUGGCUUUCCCUGUGGUUCAUAAGGUGUUGAAGACCUGUGUUCUAGGGAGCAGAUGUUUACCUUCACGCUCGUUAAAAAACAUCCCGAUAAUUUUGUGGUCAGAACUUGAAGGAGCUGUUCUAGUCGGCCUUGGUAAAUCACAAAAAAAUGACAGAUUUUUGUAUGAAAACCUUUUGCUUCUGCACAAUCAGAUGCCAAAUAUUACGGUGACCUGAAACGGACUUUGGUGUGACUCCAUGUCCUGUCGUGAUGUCGUACUUGGUCGAAGCUGCUUUUCAAAGAAAGUCCAUUGUUGUGGUAAAAUCUGUAUAUUUUAUACUUAAUGGAAAGAACAUUCAGAGUUACGUCUCUAAUAUUUGUAUAUGUAAGAACUGAAUAUGUCCUGAUUGUAUGUAAACUGCUAUAUUUUGUGAAUUCCUGAAUAAAUGGAUAAGAUUUAA